Molecule: messenger RNA, 774 nt
Organism: Acytostelium subglobosum LB1
Lineage: Eukaryota; Evosea; Eumycetozoa; Acytosteliales; Acytosteliaceae
Exons: 3
Coding region: 1-774 (257 amino acids)
Molecular function (GO): protein binding
Source: RefSeq, a predicted model, not a curated record
AUGGGAGCAAACUUAUCAAAAGUUAUUGACAAGGCAAUUGAGACCAAGGCUACUGAGUUGGACUUUACUGGCAAGGGAUUGCAUGAACUGCCCAAUGAGAUAGGUGCCAUUGAAUCACUACAGAAGCUCAAUCUCAGUCGUAAUGAGUUAAGAAGAUUACCUGCCAACAUUGGCAAUCUAAAGAACUUGACAUUACUUAACUUGUUCCAGAAUGAGCUGAAGGAACUACCUCAUGAGAUUACGGCACUGACCAACUUGCAGUCACUAAACUUGAGUAUUAAUAAGCUGCCGGCAUUGCCAAGAGGCUUUGGAUCAUUCAAUCACUUGCACUUCUUGGACAUUAGCUACAACAAGUUGACAGAGAUCUCUAGUCAGAUAGGCCUGAUCGCCACGCUCAAGGAGUUGCACUGCUCCUUCAACAAUCUGACCAGCUUGCCAGUGGAACUGGCCAAGUGUCUGGAGCUCGAGCAUCUAAACUGCUCCAACAACAAGAUCACUUCGAUCCCCGAUGAGUACGGUGCACUCAAGAAGCUAAAGGUGCUCAACGUCGUCAACAACAAGAUUGAAUGGGUGCCGCCACCCAUUGGCAAGCUGCCCAAGCUUCAAAAGGUGGACAUCUCACUCAAUCCAAUCAAAGAGUGUUUGGAAGAGAAUGCCAAGAAGGGUCCAGAAGUAUUCAUUCAGUAUCUUAACAUGCCAAGUUAUGAUGGAUUGUACUAUAGAGAAACUGGCAAGGCUAGACCCUCGACUACUACAUUGUCAGUCCACGAAUAA